UAUAGUGAGCAGCAGUUGUGAUGGCAACAGCGAGGGUCAACACAACUCGAUAAGUGGCGGGGUGGCUCACAGAAGUCCUCGGAGGUUCCUCUGUUCACGAACCAAACAACGGCGCCGUCCUGGUGAAGCAACAACUCCCUGUGAAAUGUGCUCACGGACUCAGAGGUGCUCAACCGAUUCGCAUCAUUGAAAGAAACAUUUGUUCAUGAUAUCUCCAGAGCGAAUUUGGGUUCGGACUUCCGCACAUUUCCAACGGGUUCUCAUUGUACGCCCAUUCACCGCCCGCUGCUAUGUGUGGCUAAAGGGGCCUUUGUGGGCGCUGGAGUGGCGUGCGGUUAAAAGGGCCGCGAGGAAGCGGGGAGCUGCAGAUUGCGCACGAGGAGUACCCGAGAUGCUGUUCGCACGGGCACCACGGGGCCUCGCGGCUCUGCUGCUCUCUCUGUGCAUGAGUGGCGUCCUCAACCCCGCCAGUGCAGGGCGCGUGCUGGUGUCGCCGCCCCUACCGACGCAAGGGGCAAUCAACCAGGCGCCGCAGCUGCUGGAGGAGCUCUCGCUGCUGGUGGAGGACGCGAACUCGAGCGACACGGAGCUGCGGGUGCUGACCGAGGGCGCGGGGAGCGGCGCGGCUCCACGCCGCUACCCCGCGCACCGCGUGCUGCUCGCGCUGCGCAGCCGCGCAUUCUCCGCGCUCCUCGCCAAUGGCAGCGGCAGCCUCCUGCAUCUCACGCUGAGCCCCGACUGCGCCAGCGUGUUCAGCGCCUUCCUACGGUAUUUAUACACUGGGAAAAUUGUAGUCAACGUUGAGCAAGUGAUCCCUCUGUGCAUGUUGGCAUUCGAGUUCAAAGUGGAUUCUCUGCGACUCGGCUUGUCAAAGUUCAUGACGGAGAACCUGAGUCAGAGUCCUGUUGUCGCCUGGUAUGAGUUCGCGUGGAAGGUCGGGGAUCAGAGCCUCGUGGCAAAGUUCAACCAGUUCAUCGCUUGGAACCUGUCCUCAGUCAUCAGCUCCCCCGAGUGGGCUGCGAUGUCUGGCGAACACCUUCACGGCUUGCUUCAGCGAUCGGACCUGGUGCUAGACAAUGAACUCUCCCUCUUCAGUGCUGUGGCGCAGUGGAUCGAGAGAAACCAGCCAAACAGCUCCACUGCUGAAGCCCUCCUCAAGUCCAUUCGCUUCCCCAUGAUGACUCCCGUGCAAAUCCUGCAGCUGAAGACAGAGUCUACGGUUUUGAAGAAGUACGAAUAUUCCAUCAAUAACCUGCUCGACCAGUCGUUUCAAUUCCACUCCGUAUCUCCCGUUCAGUUUGCCAAAUACUUCGAUGUGAAGAAGACCAUGUUCAUUCCGCGCAACUAUCUCUCGCCGCCCUGGGGCACCCUUUGGGCCAUUCAGAACCCCGCUCGGGACGAUCGGAGCAUCGUUUUCCAGACACAAACCAGCCCCAGCAACUUUGACUACGGCAAAAAGAUUUCCUGGAACGUCGUUUUUUCACCAAGGAAGCUGAAGCUCGAGCAGGGCGUGAUGCAGCAGCAGGGGUACCGAGGCUCUCAGAGCAGCGGCGGGCACGCAGACCUCAGCCCCAGGCUCCACAUCAUCCCCGCCUCGCCAACCAUCGGAGGGGCGGGCGUCAAGUACCAAAAGACGGUUCUGAUCGGGAGCAAGAGGCAGGGCCGGAUGAUCGUGAAGCAGAUUUCUAAUUUCUAUCAGAGCACGGAUGAAAUGGGGAACUUCUUAAAGGAUGCAGACAUAGUGAAGCGCUCCUCAGAGUACCUCGUGGAUAACGCCCUCCACCUCCACAUCAUCGUCAAGCCCAUGUACCAACCGAUCGUUGAUAUGAAAUGAUGGCUUCACAAACAGCUGCCCUGGAGAGGGAGAGAGAGAUAGCGCCUUCUCAGACACGUGGCGCGAGUUACUGACGCGCCAUCCUGCAGGUGACCAAUGCAGUAAUAGCAGUGAAUUAACAAAGUCAAUGACCCGUGCACUGACCACACACGUGACCCAUUCUCACUUCCCCAGCAUGGCUUGCUGCUGCUGAAAGUGGCCUGGAGACAACCCGCGGAAUCGCUGUUGUGGUGGUGGUUGUGGUGGUCGUGGUUGUGAACGGGGUAAAUGGUUUUCAGGCCUAGACAUCAGCUGGAGUCCAACGUCUCACAAAGGAGAAGGCAGCGCGUCUGUCUCACCAUCGUUCAUUUGCGCUGCGUGUGUGUUUCACCAGCACAAGAUUAAGCAUCACAGUGAGAGCGCUCUCGAUGACGCAUCACAACAGUGACGACUCACGACGGUGACGACUCACGACAGUGACGACUCACGACUGUGACGACUCACAACUGUGACGACUCACAACAGUGACGACUCACAACUGUGACGACUCACGACGGUGACGACUCACGACAGUGACGACUCACGACUGUGAGGCUUCACAACAGUGACGACUCACGACAGUGACGACUCACGACAGUGACGACUCACGACGGUGACGACUCACAACGAUGAGGCUUCACAACAGUAACGACUCACGACUGUGACGACUCACGACAGUGACGACUCACAGCAGUGACGACUCACGACGGUGAAGACUUACGACAGUGACGACUCACUACAGUGACGACUUACGACAGUGACGACUCACUACAGUGACGACUCACAACUGUGAUGACUCACGACGGUGACGACUCACGACAAUAACGACUCACGACUGUGACGACUCACAACAGUGACGACUCACGACAGUGACGACUCACGACGGUGACGACUCACAACAGUGACGACUCAUUACAGUGACGACUCACGACAGUGACGACUCACUACAGUGACGACUCACGACAGUGACGACUCACAACAGUGACGACUCACAACUGUGACGACUCACGACAGUGACGACUCACGACAGUGACGACUCACUACUGUGACGACUCACGACUGUGACGACUCACAACGGUGACGACUCACGACAGUGACGACUCACGACAGUGACGACUCACUACUGUGACGACUCACAACGGUGACGACUCACAACGGUGACGACUCACUACCGUGACAACUCACGACAGUGACGACUCACGACUGUGACGACUCACGACAGUGACGACUCACGACAGUGACGACUCACUAC
Messenger RNA from Petromyzon marinus (sea lamprey), 3104 nucleotides. It is a transcript of the gene BTBD17, whose product is annotated as BTB domain containing 17. The record is from RefSeq and is a predicted model, not a curated record. Gene Ontology annotation, molecular function: protein binding. NCBI's taxonomy places the organism in Eukaryota, Metazoa, Chordata, Hyperoartia, Petromyzontiformes, Petromyzontidae.